Molecule: messenger RNA, 693 nt
Organism: Triticum dicoccoides
Lineage: Eukaryota; Viridiplantae; Streptophyta; Magnoliopsida; Poales; Poaceae
Exons: 3
Coding region: 118-588 (156 amino acids)
Source: RefSeq, a predicted model, not a curated record
GAAUCGAAACUCUCUCUCAAUAAUAAUAAUAAUAAAUAAAGAAAAGAAGAAACAAGACGAAGAGGAUCGAAGAGCCGUCGGCGAGAAUAAGACCUGCGAGCGGAACAAUCCUCACCGAUGGCGGCAGCGCUUCGUUCUGCGGCGAGGAAGAUCUGCGGUCACGCCUUUGAGCGACCGCAGGCGCUUCUCAGGACGGCCACUUCAGCUGCCAUCAAGGAGGAACGGCGGCGGCUGCUGCCAGGGAUUAGCCAUGGCCGAAGCUCACUCCGCCAGUUCACCUCCUCCGAAUCACUGAGUGUUCUUAAUAAUAAGAACAAGGGUUGUAGAUAUUUUUCUCAAAGAGGAAUGAAUGAGCUUAUGAAACACAAAGCUUCUUCCAAUCAUCUGGUUAUUAGAUGGUUAUCAAGCGAGCGGUCAUUGAAGUCGCGCUCGUGUAGCUUAUUAUCAGCCUCCGAAGAUAAACCACCUACUUACUUUGUGGCUUCAAGAUUUAUUUGUUUGGCAAUGAUGUUUGUGUAUAUCUUAACACUUUGUCAUGUGUCAAUUCCCUACUAUAAGUCAACCAUGAAUGUGGUAGAGGAUAAGUAGGUUGCCACAGUGUACUUGAACUUGGAUGUGUCAGAACUUAUGUUCCAUUCAGCUUCUACCUUAUCUUUGUGUGGAAUCCAACAGUAUGAACUGGUUUCCCCAUGA